UGUCUACUCAUCAUUAGUGAAGUUAAGUAUGAAUUCAGUGCCUUGUUCAAAUUCUCCAUUUGCAUUUGGUCUGAAUCCUUUGAGGUUAAUAGAUGAUUCUCAGUCACUUUGAGGAUCGGAGAAUCCGUACAGGAAAUUCAAGUUUAUUUUAAACUAUUCUUGAGUUAUACCAGCCUUACCUUUUCACGAGGGUUACGCCUUUGGUUCAGAUAUUUCUUGGUUCUAUAUAUUUUCAUUAAAAGGAAGGUAUUUGUUCGAUAAAAUUAGCAUGAAGAUAGAUGCAAGAAAUGAGCUUUUAGCGAUAAAUUUUGGGGUUCUUAGAGAUUUCUGAUAUGACUAACUUAAAUUCAUUUCUUAUCUAAAAACACACAAUAACGUUUGAAAUUAAUAACUUACCUUUGACAAGCAAAAUCUUUAUUCGUGGGAACAAUCUUGAGCUCUGAUUUAGACUUGUGUGUGAAGAGAGGCUUGGUCUGACACAAGUUGUAGCUGGAAGUUGCGUUGGCUUUUUGGAAAGGGUAGCAAUGGUUCCUUUGUGGGUUUUGGCUGGGGUGGAGAGGAUCUGAGAGAUUUAGAAAGAGAAAACGGUACUUUGGAGAGGAGUUAGAGGGUUUUCGACCAAUUUUGAGCGUUUAGAAUGCAUAAUAGGGGUGGUAGAGUGUCUAAGAGGUUAGGAAGGAGGUACUGGUGAGUCAUGUCAGGGGUUAAUUUGUCAGACUAUAAAAGAGUGUUAGAGAUUUGGUGGUCGACUUUGAAGGUGUUGAUUAGUUCCGCCCAAAAGAUUACCAAUAUUGGUGUUUUAUUUGAAUUUUCAUCUUGCCAUUUGUUUAAUUGUUUGAUAUCCCUUCACUUCAUUUGUAAUAUCUGAUCAAUCAUCAUCACUUGGAAUAAGAUUGGUUUUGUACUCAUCAUUAACAGAAAUGCCAUUUUCUUUGAUAGAAAUGGCACUCUGGUUUGAACCCAGCGUUUUCUUUUGGUAUUGUGUGGCCUUCUUAUUGUUCUUGACCAAUCUCUUUAUUUUCCUGGGGACUAUUUCUUGACAUUCAAUAGUUUUCUCUCGGAAUUUUUUUAAGUUUCUGGGUGAUAACGAAUACUGCCUCUUUUUAAUCAAAUUCUAGUGUUUUUAGGUUUUAUACGAAAAUUAAUAAAAAACAGUCAUUUGGAUGAUAAAAAUGAAGCUAUUGCACGAAGUCUCUGAAUGAUCAGAAUAAGAAGAGAACUGGGAGCCAUGUGCUUACCUUAUGACGCAAACACAGCAUCGCUUUGUUAAUCUUGGAUAGAUUCUUAAAGGAUUUUAGGCCAACCUUGCUUAGGUUGGUAAAUGUUCCUUUCAUUUUAGAAUCUUUUGUUUCCCUGAAGGAAGUCAAUAAAAGGUAGCUUACCUCCAGGUUUUCAAUUGCUUUAAUUUCUUUGGAAAGAACCCUUCCCUAAAGAUAAGGUCAGUAAAAUCCACUUUAGGUCCACCAGGUCAAAAUUAGGGCUUAAAUUACUCUACAAAUAUUUGAAUGGGAAAAAUUGCUGCCUAGGUAUCCUUCGUAUUUGUUUCUCAUUCUGGUAUUUAGAGCAAUUAUUUUAUUCAGGCCUGGAGAUAUAGAGCCAGACCUUGCCUUAGAGUUUUGCAUAUU
Molecule: messenger RNA, 1625 nt
Organism: Moneuplotes crassus
Lineage: Eukaryota; Ciliophora; Spirotrichea; Euplotida; Euplotidae
Source: the annotation of a GenBank genome assembly